This is a messenger RNA of Betta splendens (Siamese fighting fish), 4293 nucleotides long. It is a transcript of the gene wipf3, whose product is annotated as WAS/WASL interacting protein family member 3. Bases 1955 to 3355 code for a protein of 466 amino acids. Lineage: Eukaryota; Metazoa; Chordata; Actinopteri; Anabantiformes; Osphronemidae. The transcript is spliced from 7 exons. Gene Ontology annotation, molecular function: actin binding. The record is from RefSeq and is a predicted model, not a curated record.
CUGCACAAACGUCACACGUGUGAGUCAAGGUGAGUUAAGGUUUUUGCUAAGGGUUCAGUAGAGGUGAUGAGCGCGAGCCUCUCUCGUUGCCCCACGCAGAGUGCGGUGCGGUGCGUCGAGGUGUGGCCUGGAGCUGUGCGCCUCCCGUGGUGCGUUCACGGCGGACUGGCCCGUAAACAGGCCGACCCAUAAAGACACCAUUGUGCCGGAGCGCAGUUGCGCGUUUUCUGCGUCCGCUUUGUGGCUCUCUUGCUCCGAGGAGCUCCUCGAGCUUGAGUUAUUGACAGUGCAGACCGGACGAGCCGUGUCCUCAUUUGACUAAAAAUAACUUGACCGCCGUGGGCUGAGGCCAGUCUGCUGCACUCCAUCUAACCGAAGCUUCCCCGCAAACAGGUGGAUCACACGAAUACCUCCUCAAGGUAAGACAAACCGUUACUGCCCGUUCUAGUCUAAGUGCAACCUAUACUGUAUGUGACAGGAGGUUGUUAACGUGUCAGAGACAAACUUCAGCAGGACUUAUUGAUGAACUUUAUUCCAGUGAACAGAAAAAACACUUACAGUACAGGCAACAGAUGAUAGAGAGAGAUAACUGCUUUUUCAAAGUGUGUUGACUUUACUUCUUUAUUCUUUGACGUCUCACUGACUUUAAUACAUAUUUAUUAAUCAAAUAGGUUUCUUCUUGGAUUAUUACAAAAUGUGCCACUUACAUCCCAAAAUAACUUUUUGGGGAGGAGGUUUAGUGUUAUGAAGUCUUAAGGUAAUAAAACACCAGACUGUUUGUUGUUGUUGAGGUUACACCCUCUCCUGUAUUGAUCCAUACAAAUGAUGCUUUUUAAUAUCCCGAAGGCAGGGACUAGUUUACAAGUAAAUAUUACCAAGUAAGCAGAGUUUUUCCUUCCUUUUUGUGUAUUUGGCACAUAAAGAAGUGAGUUUUUAGGCUGAUGUCCAGCUGCCUGCCUGUGUCACGUCGCUUCAGGGAGAACACGACGCGUUACACGUCUAAUAAAAGCAAGUGGUGUGUGCGAGCGGUGCGUUUCCAGUCACUGGCCCACCUGCGCCCCACCAGCUCAGCUAACAAGUGUCCAGCUCUGCCCCCAGUGUCACAGAGGCCGCGUGACACAGAUAGGACGCUAGAAAUAGCAGUGGCCAUCGUCCCUGAGAGGAAAGUGCAUCCACACACACACACACACACACACACACACACACACACACACACACACACACACACACACACACACACACACACACACACACACACAGACGCCAGGAAGAGCUUCAAAAAAGCUGAUCUUGUCCUGAAAUAUUAUAUUGAUGUGUGGAUUUUAUGAGAAACCUGAGGAGGUGUCCUGUCGAGACUCGCUGACUGUCACUGUGGAUUAUUUAACAGCUCGGCUGCACUGAAACGUGAUGACACUAUUGCUGAGGUGAUCCUGCAAAGUUCAUGCAUGGACACUGUUGCUCACUUUUGUUACUGAACUAAUUGUUCCUAAACGUAUCCACAUGUUGAAUGUGAUUUGAAGAACGGGGUGUUGGACGCUGUCGAGCUUUUCCUGUGGAGCUUCCUUAACGUGUUUUCCGUUACUGCAGUAAACGGCACGCGGCUAAAAAGGGUCGGGGUCCAUUACUUUACACACAACACUCAUUGUUUGCCUGCACAGUCGGUCCACAGGGCGCUGUAGGAGGGAGGACGUGUGUGUGUGUGUGUGUGUGUGUGUGUGUGUGUGUGUGUGUGUGUGUGUUACAUUUCUUCGGGGAGGAUGGAGCCAUAGCUGUUUCCUGUUAUGAGCUCUAUGCUGGUGAUAGCACUUCCUAUUCAGGGAGGAGGGCAGGAGAUCAUGGAGUGGGCCCCUUCACACAGUAGCAGCGUCUGCCGCAGAGGAAACAGCCCUACAACUACACUAGGUGACCACGCCGCUCUGCUUGCUUCCAGGUACAGGGUGCACAUUGUCCAGGCAUGCCAGUCCCACCGCCUCCCCCUCCGCCUCCCCCAGCUCCCCCUCCACCCCCACCACCGCCCAGCGCGCCGCUGCCACAGAGCCCAAUAGAACCUCCUAAAUGCCCGUCUGCUGUAGGAGGAGGUGGAAGGAAUGCCCUGCUGGCUGACAUCCAGAAAGGAACCAGGCUCCGGAAAGUCACCCAGGUCAAUGACCGCAGUGCCCCCGUUGUUGAUAAGAGCAAGGCCAGUCCUGGGGACGUUCCCACCAGUACUGGUGCUCCUCUGGGUGCGUCAGCAGGAACAGUGGCCAUGGGACCCACUUUGAGUGGGCUCUUUGCUGCAGGGUUCCCCACUCUCAGGCCGAUAGGACAGCGAGACUUAGCAGGAAAGGUCACAGUGUCGAGGUCAAGCUCCUCCAUAUCCCUGAAGCCGACAUGGAACCCUCCCUCAGCUGACCCCGGCACCGGGUCGGAACCUCACCGGACGACGGAGCUCCGAGUCUCCACCCACCGUCCGUUUGCUUCCUCGUCCUCCGCUCCUCCGUCGCCGUCGCACGGCAGCAAGCACCCGCCCCCCUUCCCUGCUUCUUCUCCUCCUCCACCCCCCCCAUCUCUCCCAUGUGGCCCUCCUCCCCCUCCCCCCGCUCCUCCUUCUGCUCCUCCCCCUCCCCCGGCUCCUCCUUCGGCCCCUCCCCCCCCUCCACCGCAUCACACCUUGCACGAGCGGCCGGUCGGCAAGCCUCCACCCGUCCCCUCCUGCCCUCCCCCACCGCCUCCCACCCAGGUGACCAAGCCCACCUGGCUCCCCAUCCAGCACUCCCACCACACCGUCGUCCCCCAUCCUUCGACCCCGCCGCCUCCUCCUCCACCUUUCCAGGCCUCCUCUGCUGUCCCAGGGGACCGCUCCUCAGGGUGCUUCUACCCUCCACCUGUCCACCCUGAGCCUUCUAGAUUUACCAACUCGCACGCCAGCCCUCCGGUCCCACCUCCACCUCCCCCUCUCCCAGCUUCCUUCACUCCCACCUACCCUUCCACCCUCCCUCCACCACCACCCAAGACAGCCCCAGUGCCUUCUCCAGCCAUGCGCUCUCUGCCACCAUCAUAUCCCUGUAACGCUCCCACUCGUAGGCCACCUGCUGUUCCCAGGGGUGCGGGAGCGGGGCGGUUGGCUCCUCCACCAGCGCCCCCAGCCCGUUCUGCCACCACAGAGCUGUCCAUCCGUAUUCCUCCACCACCCCCUUCCAGUCUGAGGAACGGCCACCUGCACAGCCUGGCAGAUGAUUUUGAAUCCAAAUUCCAGUUCCACCCUGUAGAAGAUUUACCCCCUCCGGAUGAGUUCAAAGCUUUCCCUAGGAUUUACCCCAGCAAAGAGAACAGAGUCAACCCCAAACCACCCGGGGUUCGGACACACCUCAGAUGAGGCCCAACCCAGCUCUCCGUCCUCAACACGCAACAAAAAGACUCAGUAUUUCUCCUUCUUCCCAUGGUAAUCGCAUAACUGUCAGAUGUUUGGAUGCAGGGUCCAUGUGUGUCAUUUGUGUUAUGUGUGUGUGUGUGUGUGUGUGCAAGUGUCAAACAGAGUGCCGCCUUAUACUGACGGUGACCUUUGACUUUUUCCAGUGUGGAAUGUUUUGAAUGUGUGUGUGAGGACGACAACACUCCCACCUCAUAGUGUUAAGCUAAUUUGGGCGUACACACACUAGCAGCUACAUGGUUUGCUAGCAUUUCAGUAUCAACAUACAAUGUUUAUCAUGCACCCAGUCCUGCUGUAUAUGGAGUCCUAACAAAAAGCUUAAGCACAUUUUAAAAGUGGUUCGUGCAAACUGUGAUCCUGCUGUAACUACAGCUCAGAGACACAUCCUUCAAGAGCCGGGAGUGUAAAAGUAUCUUAAGUUGCUACAUUUUAGCUACAAACUCAAUGCAGGUAAUUUCAGGUAAUUAUUUGCUUUCACUGCAGGAAAUCCAAACCCAGUGUGUUUAUAGUCCAUUGUGAAUACAGAAUACAAGUGGUGCUUUGUGUGUUUAUGCAAAUUCUUCCAAUGCAAUGUAUAAAUAUGUGAUGUAAAGGUUAUUGACACUGUGAGGAUCAGGUCUCUUAUGAAUCAUUAAUGUGUGAAUAUAAGGUUGCUUCUUCCCAGUGUUUUAACCGCGACUAACAUCUGUUAAGACAGUGCCACCUGCUGGUUCAAUCUGUAAAGUGUUACAAAGUGUGACAAAAUAAACCACAGUAUUUUCUUUACAGAAAUCACACUUACAUCAUUGAUCACAAGUGGGUGGUUCAUGUUUUUUUCUGGCCAAACCAAAGCAACUUUAUACAAAGUACAAUAUAAAAAAAUAAAAUAAAAAAUCAUAAUUGAA